Molecule: messenger RNA, 1745 nt
Organism: Carassius carassius (crucian carp)
Lineage: Eukaryota; Metazoa; Chordata; Actinopteri; Cypriniformes; Cyprinidae
Product: pre-mRNA splicing regulator USH1G-like
Exons: 4
Coding region: 167-1636 (489 amino acids)
Molecular function (GO): protein binding
Source: RefSeq, a predicted model, not a curated record
GAUGUGCGCUGACCGAAAAUGGGCGUGGUCAGUCUGGGGCUCCUCCCAUAGCAACCGCGUGAGCGUGCUUGCAGUCCCUCGAGUGGAGACGCCAGGAGCGCACGUGAAAUCACUCCAAAUGAGCGUACGUGAGCCGGGAUAAGAGGGCUCAGCCGCCACCGCCGCCAUGAACGACAAAUACCACCGGGCGGCUCGAGACGGUCACCUGCACCUGCUGAAAGACGCGACGCGCAAAGAUCUGAACGCGCCGGAUGAGGAUGGGAUGACGCCGACGCUCUGGGCCGCGCACCACGGCAACCUGGACGCGCUCAGACUGCUGGUGGCGCGAGGAGGAGAUCCAGAUAAAUGUGAUAUUUGGGGAAACACUCCUCUUCACCUGGCAGCAGCUAAUGGCCAUCUCAACUGUCUGUCCUUUCUGGUGUCAUUUGGUGCCAAUGUGUGGUGCUUGGACAAUGACUACCACACGCCACUGGACAUGGCGGCCUCUAGGAGCCGGAUGGACUGUGUGCGAUAUCUGGACACUAUCAACGCAAAGCAGACUACCAUCAACCCCAAACUGGUGAGCAAACUGAAGGAACGCGCCUUCCGUAAUGCAGAGAAACGCAUUAAGAACUGUGAAAAGCUUCAACGCAAGCAUCACGAACGCAUGGCGAAGCAUUUCUUGAGAGAGAGUGCUGCAAUGGACAUGUCAGAUACAAUGAGUUACAGCAGUUUCAGCAGCACCCUGAGUCGAAGGAUCCCUCAGUUCAACACCCUCGACUCCAACAUGACAUACUCACAGGUAACGCUUCAGUCCACAACAAGAGGCAGGACCAAGAUUCAGCAGCGACUUGAGAAGAAAAAGCAAGGCGACGGAACUUUCAAGAUUUCCGAAGACGGGCGAAGGAGCAUUCGCUCGCUCUCUGGUCUUCAGCUGGGCAAUGACGUCAUGUUCUUGAAGCAGGGAACAUAUGUCGACCGACACCAGCAGUCCAGCCCUCGGCUUAACAUCCGCAACAUGUUUUCUGGUAAACAGGACAUCAGGCUAGACGAUGAUGAUGAUGAGGUAGACACUGUGUCAAGGGCACUCAGUGACCCGGGUCUGUAUGAGGCUGCAUACUCAGAAAUAAGUACAGACUCGGGUAGAGACUCUUUGUUCAACCGCCCAGGACUCGGUACUAUGGUAUUCCGUCGAAAUUAUGUGACUGAUGGGCUGUUCCGAAUGGGACAGAAUGAGGGCAGUGUAGUAGGGAGUGAACCAGUGGGACAGGUCCCAAAUGUCCGCUUACGGGGAAGAUUGCAUAUCCAAUCACCUAGUCUUGAUGAAGUCAGCAUUGGCAGCUCAUUGAGUCUUCAUGAGAAGAACUUGCAGGAUUUGCCUUGGGAGGAAGGAGAACUGGGCUUGGAGGAGGAGGAUGACGAGCUUCAGCCAUCUUCGGCUCCUUUAGAAGUGUUCCUGGCAUCUCAGGGCCUAAGUGACUUCCUCUCCAUCUUUCAUCGAGAGCAGAUGGACCUGGAAUCGUUGCUGUUGUGCUCUGAACAGGACCUUAUUAGCAUCCACAUUCCACUUGGCCCUCGUAAAAAACUACUUGAUGCAUGCAGCAGACGCAACAAUGUUCUGGACGAAGCUGAUGGCAUGCAGGACACUGUACUGUAAAGUGUGUAUGUCUGUUAUUAACUCUGCUCCAAAAUCUAGUGUACUUUCUUGUUGCCUGCAUGAGCAGUUUUUUUUAAGUAGCAUCCUUAAACUAGUUGAACUGUAUCCU